CGCUUCCGGCGGGAGAAGGUGGCUCUUUGCCCUAACCGGUUCUUUGCCGGGAUCUCCCGCUGACCCGGCAUUUGCUUUGUAUUACUGGGUGCGUUUUAUACUUAGUUUACCCGUCCGUAGUAGGUGCUUGUGUGUUGGCCGAGGGAGGAGCCGCGAGGAUGGUGUGAAAGAGACCGGUGAACCACAGCGGGCGCUUCUGUUUUCCUGCACCUUCCCGCCAGACCUCUCUCUAUAAACGUCUGUCUUGGACUCAAUUUGUUUUUAUUGUUAGCGCGUGAUUUCAUUCACUUCUAUACACUAAAACGAACACGUUCCUCCAAGGCCUGGAUCUCCGUUUCCGGACGUUUCUUGGAAAUAGGAUUGGGAAGACAUGGCCUCUUCGUCGGGGACCGAUGAUGACUUGACUAUUCCCAGGGCUGCCAUCAAUAAAAUGAUUAAAGAAACUCUGCCCAGUGUUAGAGUAGCCAACGACGCUCGUGAGCUUGUCGUAAAUUGCUGCACGGAAUUCAUCCACCUCAUCUCCUCGGAGGCAAACGAGAUCUGUAACAAAUCCGAGAAGAAAACCAUAUCGCCCGAGCAUGUCAUACAGGCACUAGAAAGUUUGGGUUUUGGUUCCUACAUCAGUGAGGUAAAAGAAGUCCUGCAAGAAUGCAAAACUGUAGCAUUAAAACGACGAAAAGCAAGUUCUCGUCUUGAAAAUCUUGGCAUUCCUGAAGAAGAGCUUCUAAGGCAGCAACAAGAGCUAUUUGCAAAAGCAAGACAGCAGCAAGCAGAAUUGGCCCAACAGGAAUGGCUACAAAUGCAGCAGGCUGCUCAACAAGCACAACUUGCAGCGGCAACAGCCAGCGCUUCAAACCAGGCCGGUUCCUCUCAGGAUGAGGAAGAGGAUGAUAUCUGAGUAUUUCCACCUAUGUUAAAAUCGGCCUUUGAAUAUCUUUUCACCUGCACAAAAACAAGUGGAAAAUGCUUAAUUGUAAAUUUUUUUAUGCAUCUUGGUGGACUGGUUAUUGGUAUUCUAGGGAUGUCUGUUAAGUCUCAGCUCUUGUAUGCAACAUACAUGUACAAAUAUCCUUUUUGAACUGUUUACAGUAAGGUUCAGUAUCCUAUCAAUAGACAUUUUUUAACAGCCUUUAUGAGAAUUUUAUAUUAGCAAUCCGUCAUUAACUUGAUCAAUAAGCAGUGUUAAACCAGAAUACAUCUUUAUUAAAUAUAGCGAGAUUUAUACAGAAACUCUGAAAACACAUUUGCAUUUCCCUUUUAACUAAGCUUAAAAAAAUCUUAGGGUUUUUUUUUUUUUUUUUAAUUUUUGUGGGUUGGGUUGGGAAGUUGGUUUUUCUGGCAGGCACAUGAUGAAGUCAAAGAUCACUGUCAGGAAAGUGUGUCUGUAAUAAAUGAAUUUUAGGGGAGGAUGUGAAACCUUUGUAUAGGGCAAAAACAUUGGGUGCUUUGCUAUGGGCUUUGCAGACAAAGGAAUUUAAAACUGUGUCAGUAGAAGAAACAUAAGCCCAAACAUGUUGACUGGGAAGGGAUCUUUUUUUUUUAGGAAUUCUUGUGGUACUUGAGUGUUUUUGUUUUUUUUGUUUUUUUUUAAAGACCCUUUAAGAGUUGAUAAAAGGACAUGUGAAAUCCAAGCUCUUUUUUUAAGGGGAACCACAAUUUAAAAGGGCAUCUGGUGCAAAGCAAACAUGUGAAGGAUGGCUAAAAAUUAUAUUUGUGGUUGUAACAUUUUUGUAAUUAUUUUCUUACCCCAAAACAUGUUUGGGUACUUUUUUUUUUUUUUUUAAUUUGCUCUGGCACGUCACAGCUAUAAAGUGUUGUAUAUUUGUAUUUUUAAUUGUAAUUGAUUAGUAUAUUGCUGUAUGGUCCUACUUAGCAUUUAACCUGCACCUUGAAUUUAGUGACUGUAAUAAAAUGGGGACUUGUGUUU
This is a messenger RNA of Xenopus laevis (African clawed frog), 1927 nucleotides long. RefSeq names its product down-regulator of transcription 1 S homeolog (gene dr1.S). The transcript is spliced from 3 exons. The record is from RefSeq and is a predicted model, not a curated record. Gene Ontology annotation, biological process: RNA polymerase II preinitiation complex assembly; negative regulation of transcription by RNA polymerase II; regulation of cell division. Gene Ontology annotation, molecular function: RNA polymerase II general transcription initiation factor activity; TBP-class protein binding; protein heterodimerization activity. NCBI's taxonomy places the organism in Eukaryota, Metazoa, Chordata, Amphibia, Anura, Pipidae. Bases 371 to 898 code for a protein of 175 amino acids. Gene Ontology annotation, cellular component: nucleus; negative cofactor 2 complex; ATAC complex.